UUAAUUAACACAGAAAGAAAUGGAAGAAAUGCUCAGAUUUUUCUAUAAAAAGUUAUGGAUAUUAAAUAUACUUUUUGCAAUUUAUUUAAUUUUUUAUCUCGAUGGACGUCCCAGCAUUGGAGUAGCAGGUCAGAACGGGACUGCUGUCAACCUCACGUGUACCAAUGACACGUGUCUAAAUGAGGGGAAUUGCACAACAGAUGGAGGAAAUGGAACGUUAAUACAAUGUUCUUGCAGAUCCGGGUGGACUGGAGAAAGGUGUGAACGAGAUGUUUGCUCACUGGGUAACCAUGUCGAAAUUGAUGACAUCACCCGGGGUAUACACUUUACAACGGAGAACGCCACAACUGUACGAGGAAGGUGUGACAAAAACCUGUCCCUAGGGUGGUACCGAUUCACUAGUGGGGUGGGGUGGAAGAUGCCCCAAGUUUGCCCUGCUAUUGGACAGUGUGGUGCUGAGUUUCCAAUGUGGCUCAACGACUCCUACCCCGAAAACGACACAUUUGGACACGAGGCGAAGAUGUGUAUCCACUUCCCCGUGAAUCGGGAUGACGCCUGCUGCCUUUUACAUAUGACAAUCGAGAUAAAGAUGUGCAAAAGUUAUGCAGUUUAUAAACUGGACUCCACCGUGAAUUGUGACGCCUCAUUCUGCGUUGGUUUAGAAACUCCUUGUGAAAAUGACACAGAGUCAGAAACUGGGUUUACACCAUGUACCAAAAUGACUACUGUAGAGCAUAGUACAACGAUGGGGUAUAUUACAGAAACGCCAGGGCCCCAGCAUCCGUGUACAAACACAACGUUGUGCCAGAAUGGGGGAACGUGUGACGACGGGGUGGGCAACUACACGGGAAACUACACCUGUUUAUGUCCAGCUACCCAUACGGGGUUACACUGUGAAUCUGAGGUCAACACCAACCCCCCUCCAUCAAAUGUAGGCAUGAUUGUUGGUAUCAUCAUUGGCAGCUUAUUGUUGGUGGUUAUCUUAGUUCUUGUUGGAAUUUUAAUAUUUAAGAAGAAAUCAAGGUUGAGAGUUGAUCCACAAAAAGAAAAUGUACUCCCUAUCACUCCUGAACCAUCAGAGCCAUCUUUUGAUGAAACUACUUUGGAAAAGAAAAAUUGAGCUAGUUACAUAAAUUAUUCUAAAAGCGAAGAGAGAAAUAACAUAAAUACCUUAAGCCAAAUGGAGCAUUUUGUGACCUCCGAAGACUAAUAUUUUUACUUUUUUUUAAAUUUGCAUGUAGCAUGGACCAUGGUAUACAUGUACCAAUGAACUCAUAACUGAACCUGAUGUGCAUAAAUAUAAAUGAAUACCAAAUAAAUAAAUAACAUCAUCCACAAACAUAA
Molecule: messenger RNA, 1344 nt
Organism: Owenia fusiformis
Lineage: Eukaryota; Metazoa; Annelida; Polychaeta; Sabellida; Oweniidae
Source: the annotation of a GenBank genome assembly